Molecule: messenger RNA, 255 nt
Organism: Clunio marinus
Lineage: Eukaryota; Metazoa; Arthropoda; Insecta; Diptera; Chironomidae
Source: the annotation of a GenBank genome assembly
AUGGGUCAAAUGGAAGCUUUAGAAGAAGAACGAAAGCAAUUUAAACUUUUAACCAUUCAAAGGCACCUUCUGCUCUUUCUUUAUUUCCUUUGGUUAGCAAUGCUCUCUAUUAUAGAGCUUUUGGUCUUGAACUCCAUGGAUAAACACAACAUCAAGCUUAGAUUGAUGGAUUCCAACGAGAUUUCGUGGUUUGUGGGUUCAUCUUGUCUUUACGCGUUAGAGGCUGUAAGUGUGCUGCAUCAACAAUGUCUCUGA